CGACUUCCGGCGUAGCCAUGGCGGCUAACGCUACCACUAACCCGUCGCAGCUGCUCCCUUUAGAGCUUGUGGACAAGUGUAUAGGAUCAAGAAUUCACAUUGUGAUGAAGAGUGAUAAAGAGAUUGUUGGCACACUUCUGGGAUUUGAUGACUUUGUCAUUUCAGAUAUGGUGCUGGAAGAUGUCACUGAGUUUGAAAUCACACCAGAAGGAAGAAGAAUUACUAAAUUAGAUCAAAUUUUGCUAAAUGGAAAUAAUAUAACAAUGCUGGUUCCUGGAGGAGAAGGACCUGAAGUAUGAAUGGAUUUCCUUGACUUAUGCUAAAUUGCAUUCUGUCUUAUAAUGACAACAAAAUGGAAUUUUUUUUUAACCUUUUUGUAUCCUGUGAAGCCGAGUUUCCCGUUAAAGGGAAAUGGUUUGAAGACGCAUUGUAAAUGCCCAUUUUUGUAAGUUAAUAAUGAUUAUAUUGGAAAAAGAACAGUUUGUUCUUUGAAGACAAAAAUAAAGGUGUUUUUG
This is a messenger RNA of Hippopotamus amphibius kiboko, 515 nucleotides long. RefSeq names its product LSM5 homolog, U6 small nuclear RNA and mRNA degradation associated (gene LSM5). The transcript is spliced from 5 exons. The record is from RefSeq and is a predicted model, not a curated record. Gene Ontology annotation, cellular component: U4/U6 x U5 tri-snRNP complex; U6 snRNP; Lsm1-7-Pat1 complex. Lineage: Eukaryota; Metazoa; Chordata; Mammalia; Artiodactyla; Hippopotamidae. Gene Ontology annotation, molecular function: RNA binding. Gene Ontology annotation, biological process: mRNA splicing, via spliceosome. The coding region runs from base 18 to 299 and encodes 93 amino acids.